UUUUGUCCGUCCGCAGCGCAACGCCAUCGCCGCCGGUGCAGUGCGUUACGCGUCGCCCGUGUUUUCGUUUGUGCGUACGAUUUAUCGUUAUAUUAUCGUAGUGUUUUGGAUACCGUACACGAUAUUCAAAUUAUUACUAUCGCAAAUAUAAUAAACGUCGACGGGAGCUGUCAUUACGAUCGAAAAACAAUAUAAUACUAUAUUAAAGUAAUCGCAAUCAAUUACCGUCGUCGCGCCGUUUGUCAGACGGCCAAAGGGGAACAAUUUCAUCGUUUAGCGUGCGCCAGCCGCCGCCGUCGUACCACCAGUGCAUCCCGUAGUUGCAGCCGGGCGCGCCGAGUGCGAUUUACCAACGUCCCCGUUACCGCUUACCGGGUAUAAAUCGAGUGGUUACCGCGUCGACGUCCAUAAGCACAGGCGAUCGUGAGUGCGCGCGCGCGCAGUACCGACAGUUGAAGUUGCAACAGUACUAUCAUCAUAAUAUUAUUAUAGUGACAGUGAUCGUCUCAGUACUUGCGUAUUGCCCGACUUCGACGAGACCGGUUCACACGCGGCGCGAAUCAUGUUCGUCGACGUGCUCAGGCGGUACUUGCUGAUCGUGUGGAACUUCUUCUUCGGACAGGUCUCUACUGAAUCGAUCAAAGACAGUCCACCGUCCUGCCCCGAGGACAAACCAGUAGUUUCGGCUGACGUAGUGCCGCCCGUCGAGGUUGACAGCAACGACGAUAAGAUCGAAAAUGGAGAUGACGAUGAUAACGAUAUCGAAGAGAUUUUCGACGACGAAGAUGAUGGAGAAGGAGAAGAAUUGGAUUUAGAAGACGAAGAUGAAAUCGAAGAGGACCAAGAUGAAAAAGCAGUGAUCGUACCCAAAAAACCCGAAGAAAAAGUUGUAACUAAUGACACACCUACUAAACCCAGCGUUCCGGCCACUAAAACCGAAGAGGUCAAAGCACCAGUCGUGGUGCCAAAACCGAAAGACGAAAUAAAAAAACCCGAACCGCCAAAGGCCCCGGAGGAAAUCAGUGAAAAACCGAAAAUUGAUAUCGACAAUACGAAAAAAUCUGACACCCCUGCCAAGCUAAAGCCGGAAUUCGAGAAGGGCGAGAGAGAAGGGGCUGCAGCUAAAGCGGCGGCUCCCGAAAAGGACGCGUCCAAGUCCAAGUCGGAGUUUGAAAUCGUUGAGAGGGAGGACAGAGACGCGCUGCCGCCGAAGCCUGCAAAGACUGAGUUCGAAGUCGUCGAGAGAGGAACGGCGGUGAAACCCGUACUGCCGCCGCCACCACCUCCACCGUCGUCGUCUGCGGCGGUGGUCAAAGACGACCCUAGCCGGCCGUCGGUGAAAGCCGGCGGCGACGACAAAGUCGCCCUGAAACCGGCAGCGCCGGAAAAGGCCCCGACCCACGUGAAAUUUCAAGAGGAUGACGACAAGACCGCGGUCAAAGGCCGCGUGCCGGCCGCGGACUUUGCUACUCUGGAAAAAGGCGAAACGGCCGUUAAACCACCGGGAGUGACAACGACCGGACAAAAUGCCGCGGUCGGAGACUUUUUGUCAGCCGAACAGGCGCACGGCGGUCAACUCCUGAAAAGUCACCACGAAUCCAUUCAAGACCAACAGCUGGAUUACAGUGAUUCCGGUGAAGAGCUAUCGGACGACGAUAUUGAAAUCGAUUACGAAGACGACGAGGACGACGAAGAAGUGGUAGAAGUGAAACCGCUGCCGCCCGUCGCCCGAAGCGUUUAUAAAAAGAACGACUGAACUGCCGCCACGUUUUGUUUAGUCGUCUCUCCAGCCAUUGUAUAAAAAUAGUUUAAAACACAUAUUUUUCUUCUUUUUAUAAUUGUAAAUUAAAAAUAAAAAAAUCUUACC
Molecule: messenger RNA, 1867 nt
Organism: Metopolophium dirhodum (rose-grain aphid)
Lineage: Eukaryota; Metazoa; Arthropoda; Insecta; Hemiptera; Aphididae
Product: protein ENL-like
Exons: 3
Coding region: 563-1756 (397 amino acids)
Source: RefSeq, a predicted model, not a curated record